This is a messenger RNA of Indicator indicator, 1016 nucleotides long. RefSeq names its product cytochrome c oxidase subunit 7A-related protein, mitochondrial (gene COX7A2L). Lineage: Eukaryota; Metazoa; Chordata; Aves; Piciformes; Indicatoridae. Bases 9 to 359 code for a protein of 116 amino acids. The record is from RefSeq and is a predicted model, not a curated record. Gene Ontology annotation, biological process: regulation of oxidative phosphorylation; mitochondrial electron transport, cytochrome c to oxygen; mitochondrial respirasome assembly. The transcript has 3 exons.
CCUCCACCAUGUAUUACAAGUUUAACGGCUUCACGCAGAGGCUGGUCGGGGUAGCAGCUUCUGCCGCUUACAAUCCCCAGGGACUCAAACCAAUAGUUUCCACUGAAUCCUCAGCUCUGAUUUUUGGGACAACAACUAAACUUGCUUCAGAUUUACCAGCAACUGAUUCUUUCUUGGGUAAAAACAAGGUGCCAGACCUACAGAAACUUUUUCAGAAAACAGAUGGGCUGCCAGUACACCUGAAGCGAGGCGUUCCAGAUAAGCUGCUUUAUCGGACCACUAUGGCUCUAACAAUAGGAGGGACUAUCUACUGUCUAGUAGCACUGUACAUGGCCUCACAACCAAGAAACCAAAAAUGAAUGAACCACAACUCAUGGGACUCGUGACACAUCUCUGAACGCCCUCCUGCAUGCACCUCUUUGCACUGGCUGUAGUUAAUUCUGUGAUCGUAUUGGGUUCAUUAUCCAGAUCAAACUUCUUGGAGAAACUGUUUUAAAUUGAUUGCCUUAUGUGUUCUAGAAAUCAACAUGAACAGACUAAAGACAUCAUUUUAGCAUACAGUUGUAGCUUUGCAUUUCUUGUCUUGCAGGAGUGUGUGAACAGUUUGAGAAAGUUAAGCUUUUCCUUCUCUCCAUCCCCCCAACUUAAACAGGACAAAUACUUUGUGGGCUGUGCUCCAUGUGCCUUAGUGAGAGGAUGCUACUGGUUUCCAAAAUGAGCAUACACAGCUCAUUUUACAUAAGCAAGUGGCAGUGAAACUUUUCUAAAUGCUAAUACAUUAUUAAAUAUUUAUACCUUUGAUGGUAGGACAAAGGGCUUCUCUCCUUGGAGCAUUUAAAGUGGGUUUAUUCCAUAAUGAUAAUACCACUGUACGCAUCAGAGUGUACCAGUAUUGUAGCAUCAGUUAUAUAAGUUUUUGAACUUUCAUUUGUCAAACAAUCUUACUGUACAAUAAAGAUAACUAGAUGAGUAAUGAAACAGACAAAUCUUUAAGGUUUCAAACUGCUUCAGCUGAU